UGUACGCGUAAAAACGCCCCCAAAGUCAUACUUCGAUAUAGGAAAAACACGGUUAAAGUACCAAUGAUUUUUCUACUAGUUCAUGCAUGCAUACUACCUAAUACUGGUCUGAAACAAUCACCAGUGAUGGCUCUGUACAAUACCUUAUUAUCGAAUGCUCAUCUUCAUUUUUCAAUCUUCUUGUUCAUCGGUACAAUAUUAUCAGUUUUUCCUAAUACCACAGCAAAACCAAUCUCCUUCGCCUUUCCAAGUACCCCAAACAAAGAUAACGAAUUGAUACAUCUCCAAGGCGAUUCAGUUUUAGCCGAUAACACCAUUCAACUCACUAUAAAUGCAACCACUGGAAGUGUUGGACGUGCAACUUAUUCAAAGCGGAUUAAAAUGUGGGAUGCAACUACUAAAACGGUUGCAGAUUUUUCCACGCACUUCUCCUUCGUCGUAGAUACCAAAAAUAAUACUAAUUCUAAUCAUGUUGAUGGUAUCGCUUUUUUCCUAAUGCCUUACCCAUCUGAAAUUCCUCCAGAUUUGGGCGGUGGAUAUCUUGGCUUAAUGAGUUCGAAUAUUACCCAAAGCGACCAGCAAAUUGUCGUGGUGGAGUUCGACACUUAUCAGAAUUCAUGGGAUACAAGUCCAGAUCAUGUUGGUAUCAACAUUAAUAACUCAAUAAUGUCUGUGGCCAGUGAGUCAUUAUAUACAAAUAGUAUGAAGAAUGGAGCCAUAGCUAAUGCAUCCAUAAGUUAUAAUUCAACUACCAAAAUCUUAGAUGUUACUCUAACUUAUAAUCAUUCUACUGGUACGAUUUCUGCAAGUUUGCAUCAUAAUGUUGAUCUAAGAACAGUUCUACCAGAAAAUAUCAGGGUUGGGUUUUCGGCGGCUAGUACUGGCACGGUGUUCAGUUGUCAGAAAAUCCUUUCCUGGGAGUUCAGGUCAAAUAUUCAAAAAAGAAGCAGAGUCCUCAGCUCGGAAUUGAUUGUGGGUCUUAUUGUUGGUUUGGACGUUUUUGGUUGUUUGAUUGGUUUUACUAUAUUUAUCUGGUGGAGAAGAAAGAGGCGCCUAGCAAGGAAGUCAGAUCUUGAUGCAGCAAAUUCUGAUGGGGCUAUGGACGAUGCAUUUGAGGAAGGAGCAGGACCGAAGAGGUUCUUAUACAGCGAACUUGUUUAUGCGACAAAUAAUUUCCAUGAGGCAGGGAAACUUGGAGAGGGAGGAUUUGGAGGCGUUUACAGAGGGUUCUUGAGUGGUAUAGGCUUGGAUAUCGCUGUUAAGAGGAUAUCAAAAGGAUCACAACAAGGGAAAAGAGAAUAUCAAUCAGAAGUAAGGAUUAUUAGCCAGUUACGACAUAGAAAUUUGGUUCAGCUCUUAGGUUGGAGCCACGAGCGAAAUGAAUUGCUUCUUGUAUAUGAAUUUAUGCCAAACCAGAGCCUUGAUAAGCAUCUUUUUUGUGGGGUUAAUGUUCUAACUUGGGAUGUCAGGUACAAAAUAGCACUUGGUUUAGCUUCUGCACUGCUAUAUCUACACGAAUUAUGGGAACAAUGUGUACUUCACAGAGAUAUUAAAGCAAGUAAUGUAAUGUUGGAUUCAGAUUAUAAUGCUAAACUCGGCGACUUCGGUCUAGCACGGCUGGUUGAUCAUCAAUUAGGUUCUCAAACAACAGUGUUGGCUGGAACCAUGGGUUACUUAGCACCAGAAUGUAUAUAUACAAGUAAAUCAAGUAAGGAGUCUGAUGUUUAUAGUUUCGGAAUCGUUGCAUUGGAGAUUGCUUGUGGAAGGAAGCCGGUUGAACAAAACAAGGAAAACCUAGUAGACUGCGUUUGGGAGCUCUACGCAAAUGGAAAGAUUGUUGAAGCAGCCGACGGAAGACUAAAUAUGGAUUUCGACAUGCAACAAAUGGAACGUUUGUUGGUUUUAGGAUUAUGGUGUGCUCAUCCUGAUCCUACAACUAGGCCAACCAUUAGGCAAGUGAAGAAUCUUCUUAAUUACGAAUCCUCAUUGGUGAAUCUUCCGACAAAGUUGCCUUCUCCGGUGUAUGAUUAUGCACCACGACUGCAAAUGUGCAAGCUUGCUUUUGCUUCAUCUUGUGGUGAUUACUCGCACUCGCAAACAAAUGGUAGUCAAUGUAGAUGCAGUAGCUGUUCGAAUGCCGGUUUGUCUCAGUCAUCGACAAAGCCUUCUUUUUAUUCUUCCUCGUCAGACUCUCUCGUACAUUCCUGUAAAAUAUGAUGGAUACAUGUUAUUGUUUUAUACUCAUUGUAUUUUGUAAAAUUUUACUAUAGACUCUUGUGUGUUCUAAAUUCCCUGUAUUUUAUAAAAGAUUUAGUAAUAAAUAUAGACUCCGAUUUAUUUA
This is a messenger RNA of Papaver somniferum (opium poppy), 2341 nucleotides long. RefSeq names its product L-type lectin-domain containing receptor kinase IX.1-like. Gene Ontology annotation, molecular function: carbohydrate binding; protein kinase activity; ATP binding. The coding region runs from base 64 to 2217 and encodes 717 amino acids. NCBI's taxonomy places the organism in Eukaryota, Viridiplantae, Streptophyta, Magnoliopsida, Ranunculales, Papaveraceae. The transcript has a single exon. Gene Ontology annotation, cellular component: plasma membrane. The record is from RefSeq and is a predicted model, not a curated record. Gene Ontology annotation, biological process: protein phosphorylation.